Molecule: messenger RNA, 945 nt
Organism: Anopheles cruzii
Lineage: Eukaryota; Metazoa; Arthropoda; Insecta; Diptera; Culicidae
Product: ficolin-2-like
Exons: 2
Coding region: 78-848 (256 amino acids)
Source: RefSeq, a predicted model, not a curated record
CUGUGUUUACUCACUCGGUUGAUGUUGGUUCACUGUCUUCCAAUUGGUCACAGAACGGAUUUCUGUUUGAGAUACUUAUGGCAAAGAUGCAAUCUCUACAGCAAAAUAUACUUGAAGAGAAGGAACAAUCCAAAGAAAAUACGUGCAACUUGCUUACUAUCGUAACCAAUUUAUCGAAACCCAACAAAACACCUGUUUAUACCGACUGCAAAUAUGCGCCAAGUAAUGCUACUGGACUACAUAUGAUUCAGCCAGAGAAGCCAUUCAAGGAGCCGAUGACAGUGCUGUGCGAUCAAGAAUAUGAUUCCGGAGGGUGGAUUGUGAUCCAACAUCGCUUCGAUGGCUCAACAAACUUCUAUCGCAACUGGAAGGAGUACAAGAACGGGUUCGGUCAACUUGAGGGCGAAUUUUGGUUGGGCCUUGAUCGCAUCCAUCAGCUAACGACCUCCAAGCCCCACGAACUGGUGAUAUUGCUCGAAGACUUCGAUGGCAAUAAGACCUACGCAAAGUACAACCACUUUGAGAUUGGCGGUGAAAGCGAACUAUACACAUUAAAAACAAUUACUGGAUACUCUGGAACUGCCGGAGAUUCUUUGAUUGAUCUUGCUGGAAUGAAAUUUUCUACUCUUGACUCGGACAACGAUACUUUGGGGGGUAGUUGUGCUGUAACAUACAAUGGGGCUUGGUGGUAUUCGGCUUGUCAUAGAAGCAACCUCAAUGGCCGAUAUCUUUGGGGGGAAACAAAAGAAUAUGCUACGGGAAUGGUGUGGUAUUCGCUUCGAGGAUAUUAUUAUUCUCUAAAAUCUUCGAAAAUGAUGAUAAGACCAGUGGCUCAACGGAAAGUGUAACGGUUUUUCGUGCUAAAGUUUUUUUUGUUCUAUGCCAGUUUUAUGAGUUAUUUUUUAACACAAAUAAAAUGAUUAUUCUUCAUUCAUCGCAUAAUAA